This is a messenger RNA of Nelumbo nucifera (sacred lotus), 970 nucleotides long. RefSeq names its product squamosa promoter-binding-like protein 13. Gene Ontology annotation, molecular function: DNA binding. Lineage: Eukaryota; Viridiplantae; Streptophyta; Magnoliopsida; Proteales; Nelumbonaceae. Gene Ontology annotation, cellular component: nucleus. The record is from RefSeq and is a predicted model, not a curated record.
UCUUCUUCUUUACGAGUUUCUUCUCUUCUCCACCUUUCUGUUAUUUCUUCUUCUUCUUCUUCUUCUUCUUGUUGUCCUGCUCUGUUUCAGCCAAUUAUUCCGACAGAAUGGAAACAAUUAGGCAGGGGGGGAGUCAAGGCUUGAUGAAGGAGAAGGGGAAGAGGGAGGUGGUGGUGGAGGAUGUUGAUGAGGAGGAGGAAGAAAUUGGUGGGUUCGAAGAUGACAAGAAGAAGAGAACCAUCGUGUCUCCCGCCUGUAGGAGAGGAUCAAGCGGAGGUGGCGGGGUUUCCCCACCUUGUUGUCAGGCUGAGAAGUGUACUGCUGAUCUGAGUGAGGCGAAGCGCUACCAUCGGCGUCAUAAGGUCUGCGAGCAGCACUCUAAGGCUCCGGUUGUUCUUGUUGCCGGUCUCAAACAGCGCUUCUGCCAGCAAUGCAGCAGGUUCCAUGAGCUAUCAGAGUUUGAUGAAACUAAGAGGAGUUGCCGUAGGCGAUUGGCUGGGCACAAUGAACGCCGAAGGAAGAACUCUACAGAAUCUCAUGGAGAAGGUUCAAGCAGGAAGGGUGUGGCAACUCAGCUGAAGGAAAACCAUUGCAGGCAGGCUGACCAAAGUGGGAGGAUGCAGAUACCCCAUACAGGAUCUGCCAAUUACAAACAUUUUCAGAUUAGAUAAGAUCUAAUUGUUUGCUCCCAAGCAUGCUCUCUCUCUUCUGUCAUCUCUGGUUCUUUUAUGCACUGAUUACAAUGUUAUGUAUGCCUAUAUCUUGAGGAUUUGUAUCUAAGUCACAAAAAAAAAAACCACAGCAUGGUCUAUCUUAUGGUCAUGCUCAAUUUCUAUCUGCGGUGGUAGGUAUCAACUAUUUGAUGUGCUUAAUUGCUACCUGCAGCAGUAGGUAUAAACUAUUCAAUGUGGUUUUUAAGUUAGUGUUCAUGUAGAAAUUUCACAUCAGUGAAUAUUCGCAACCUUUUAUA